UCAUCAGCAAGGGGGUGGGGAGGAUCGGAACGUGACCUACGCAGGAGAUGUCGACAAGAUGACAGCGGCCGUAUGACGACGCUGGCUGGCUGGCUACGCCGUUGUGCCCGCCACGAGAGAAUCGAGAUAACACGUCGCACAGCACCUUGGAGGUGCGCCAAGUGCGCCUACAAACGGACUUCGGGGAACAAAGAGAACGCGAGACCUGACACCGUCGUCAUCGUCGUGGGUGCCGCGCCCUCGUGCGAUGCGCACGACGGCGCCGUGAAUGCUGGUGGUGGUGGUGGGAUUCGUCCGAGGAGGAGUCGCCGACGAAAAAUCGUCGUCGCCGCCCACGUGCAUCCGGAGGCAUGAGCGUGUUCGGCGACUUUCAGCGUGUCUGGGUGCAGCGGUUCCCGGACAGCGCCUUGCCGGCCGCCUGGGAGGAAGACGUUAGAGCGAAUCUCGUUAAACACAAGCAGAAGGUGACAGCUUUGAGAGAAGAACUUGAAAAAGAAGAAUUUUAUGUGGAGUAUCUAGAAAGAUUACUGGCUGAUGUUGAACGACACAAACUGCUAGCUAACAAUACCAAUUCAAGUACGAGUAUAUCUGAGAACAAGCAGGAAGCAACGGCGGAUCUGCAAUCUCAACAAGAUUCUCAAGCAGCGGAGAAUAACUUGACGGAUUCUUCGAAUUCAACGAAUGUCGUAUCGUCCGCUCCUACUUUGACGGAACGAGAUGACUUUAGUAAAUUACAGGACAAGUGUGUGUCUGAAUUGAGUUCGACUCUCGGCACAGCUGGCAAGAGACCCAAGAGCGAGAUACCGAAGAGUCCCGAGAAAGUGCCUGAACUUAGGAGAAACAGUGAUCCAGAUGUGCCAAGUAAUUACGUUACAGUAAUUGAAGUCACUGGGAGCUCGAAAAAAGAUAAAAACGAUGAAUCUCUCAAGGAGGAGGAUGAGAAAGACUUGGAAAAGGCAAUCAACGAGGAUGAUGAGGAUGGUGACGCGGAAGCAUCAGAAGAGGAGCCUUAUUACGAUUCAGUAGCCUUGGAUCAAACUGGAGAAUAUGUCUACAUUGAUGCGCGUGUCCCCAUUGUCAACAGCAACAAUGGCAACAAGGCGGCGCCUCGAAGACCCCCAUCGCUGCCAGAUUCGCCGGGCAAUCAGAGUAAUUAUGUCAACAUCGAUUAUUUUAUACAACACAGAGCGGCGAUGGAUAGCGAAGACGAAGAGGGUGCCAGUCCGGCACCUCCGAUCUUACUACGUGCUCUCAGUACGGACAAUGAAACCGGCAGCAGUGACGCCGAACCAUUGAGUUUGAGCGAGGGUAGUUUGGAAUCACCGACUCCGACAACGCCGCGUAGACAGGAGAAGAGCAAGGAUCGCGAGGAUGAUAGAACGUCGAUGAUCAAGUGUAUCGUGAAUUCCGUAGUGGAGAGCGAAGCUGUAUAUGUGGAGUGUUUAACUGUGAUGUUACAAUAUAUGAAAGCUAUUAGGGCAACUUUAACGACAUCUCAACCAGUCAUCUCGGAGGAGGAAUUUGGAACAAUGUUCUACAAGAUUCCAGAACUGCAUGCUUUGCAUCAGACAUUUCUGGAUGGUCUUCGAAAGAAAACGGAAAAAUGGGACAGUAAACCUACUAUAGGAGAACAAUUUAAGAUUAUGGCCAGUAAUAUAGGAUUAUACGGUGCGUUUUUGCAUAAUUACGGUCGCGCGACCGACACCGUGCGACGAUGUUCUGCCCAUUCCACUCAAUUCGGAGAGAUUACCAGAGACAUAAGACUCAGAGGUUUUCCAAAAGGUCCGGGUUUGUCACUAGAAGACCUGUUACAUAAGCCAGUUGCGCGAGUGCAAAAAAAUGCUUUAGUUUUACAUGAUCUUCUAAAGCAUACGCCAGUCAAUCAUGCGGAUCACGCGCCUUUGUCAGAAGCACUGGCUAUGACCAGAAACUUCCUAGAUGAAUUCAAUAUUAUCCAGACUAAGUCCAUGUUUCCGAGUCACGACAGAGCCCAACGAAGAUUGGUGAAGAAUUCUUUUGUAGUCGAACUCUCAGACGGUCACAGAAAACUAAGACAUCUUUUUCUCUUUAACGAUGUAAUCGCCUGUGCGAAGUACAAAGCAUCCGGUAGGGACAAGUUUACAUUCGAAUUGAAAUGGUAUGUCCCCAUAGCGGAAGCGGCUGUUACGGAGGACGGCGUAGAGCCACGCGAAGCCAGUCCCGCUAACGUAGUAGCUUUGAGAUCGCAAGCGUGUACAGUACGCGAUCAGAUAUUGUGGGAGGAGCGGAAUGACGAGAAGCGGAUCCGACUGGGUGGAAGAGGUUCAGAGAAAAAUCGCAAGAAACUCGCCGAGCUCGAGGCGCAACUGGUAUUAGCCUCGCCAAACUUGGUUCUGCGCGUCGCGCAUAAGAGCCAGCAAAAUCGAGUGCAGAAUUCCUAUACCUUCUUUUUAUCCAGUGAGUUUGAACGUUCCCAAUGGGUGGAGGCAGUGGAUGCGUUACAGCAGGGUGGACAGCCUCCAGGGCAACUACCCUUGUCGAUGUACGAGUUGCAAGCUUGGGUUACCGCUUGUCGAACAUUUCUGCAGACAGAUAUGGGCAGCUAUCUAUUGAGAUCAGGACGCGACGAGAGCUUGCUGCUGGGUGAUCUUCAUCUAACGCUGCUCGGUCUGACUCCGCCAGGUUUAGACAGGGUGAGUGACCUAUAUAUCAUCGUGGAAGUCGACAGUUAUGGACACUAUUUCAAGAGAGCACGAAGUCGCGUCGCCAAAGGUCAAGCUCCGCUUUGGGGCGAGACUUUUGUGGUAGAGUUGGAGGGAAGUCAGAAUGUUAGAAUCUUAUUAUAUGAGGAGUGCGGUACACGCUCACUAUUGCGAGGCAAAUGCAUUCAGCGAUUAAGCAGAUCUUGGCUGCAAUCCGAUCAGGUGGAGAGGUCACUGAACUUGGGACCCACGUCGUUGGAUGUAGCGCUACGUUUUGUUCCCAGCGAGGUCACUCUGAGACGAGUGCCUUCGGCCAAACCGCAAGGCUUAUUUGGCGCCAAAAUUCAGCAAGUGUGCAAACGAGAGAAACGCGACGUGCCUUUCAUUAUAACGGCAUGCGUGAGAGAAGUAGAAAGACGGGGUGUCGGCGAGGUCGGCUUGUAUCGCGUUUCCGGGUCAGCGUCCGAUGUAGCGAGACUACGCAAGUCAUUCGAGAGUAAUUCGUAUGAAGCGGAGCAGCUGCUUAAAGAGGUGGACGUGCAUUCGGUGACGGGCGUGCUAAAGUUAUACCUGCGCGAAAUGCCGGAGGCGCUGUUUACCGAUGCCCUUUAUCCGGCGUUCCUGGAGGCCUUCCAAACGGGCGAUCUGUCGCGAGGUGCUGCUCUGCGCCGUGUUUACGACGGUCUACCCGCCGUCAACAAAGCGAUGAUCGAUUUCCUGCUAGCGCAUCUCGUUCGCGUGAACAAACACGAGGCGCAGAACAAGAUGUCGUUGCACAAUUUGGCCACAGUGUUUGGACCCACGUUGUUACGACCUGGCACCAGUAACUCACGUAACGACGCCAAAAGUCGCGAUCCUCUCGCCGCCGGUACCGUCGACGUGAUGGCACAGGCCGGCAUUCUCUACUGUUUCCUGCAAUUACACAUGCAACAACAAAAUAAUCAAUCGCUCUAGUCGACAAAGCCCUUCGGUCCUUUAGAACCCAGAUCCCACGAUUAACAUUGUCGUUCAAUUUAAGAUUCAGGUAAUCAGAAACACAACAAUCUCUUGUCCGAUAAAAUAGACAUUCGAAAGACUACGUGACGAUGCCUGAAUGAUAACCCGGAUUUAAAUCAAUAACCAAUCAAUCUACUUGUUAUAUUUCAAAACAUAAUAUUUCUGUUUUUCUGUAUUUCCCGAUGUAUCAUUUAUAUAAUACAUAAUUUUUGAUGCAUAACUACAUUUAAAAUAAGAGGAUAAUUACUCGUACAUCUUUUAAAUAAGGAGACAAAUGUAAAACUUUUUAUUUAAUUGAGAUUAUUUUUUUAUUUAAUACGAUAGUAUAGAAUUUCUUUGUCAUAUUUUUAAAAAGUAACAUUUUUUUAUCUCAUUAUUUUAAUUAAUAUUUUAUGAUUAAAAUGGGAGAAAAAAUCUUUCGCGCUGUUGAGAAACCAAUUUCUAUCCUUCAGACAUCUAUCGAUAGUUUUAUAUGCGCAAGUUGGCAACAAUAAUUUAUUCGGUCUCUUUUGUAGACAUUAGUUUUGCGCAACUUAUCUCUUUUUGCAAUGCUGAGCUAGAAACCGAAAAUGUAUUAAGCAAAUAGACUUGGCUUUGAUGGAAUCCUCUACAUGAAACCUCUGUACUCCGUAUGCGUGCAAAAUAACGUAGCAGAGCUGCUCUUAUAGAACGAUAUAUAUAAAAGCGUAAUAAUAUAUAUAUACACAUAUAUAUUAUAUAUCUUUUUACUUUUGAAGUUCAUAAUAUAUUUUCUACUUCGUAUUGUCCGAGCGUGAUGAUGCCGCUCGCGCACGAUCAAAUUGAUGACCCAUUCUAAAAUAAGUUUUUCAAGAGAAAAGUACGGUGCAGAAAUUUCAGGUGGGAAAUUGACCAAAGAAGAUUAGUUUAGAUUAGCCAAAGCGAGCAAAUUGGUUGAAAAGUUGUAUUAACAUUUUGUAUAUUAAGACUGUUCUGCAAAUUUAUAAAGAGAAAGAAGAUUUAUAAAAAGGAAUAUAAGAGUGUCUCUCGAAAAAAAUCUAAAAGGAUAAAAUAAAAAAUUUUAUAUAUAAAGUCUGAAAUAUCGGAACUUUAGAAGCCUGAAAUUUAUGUACGAGAAAUGCAAUCUCUGGCGCGUUAAUGCUCUAAAAAAUUGAGUACUUUUCCACGUGACGUGUGUUCCUAGCAGAGAAUCUAAAUCUUUUUAUAUAAGCCUUUUUGUAUCCUUUGCAGCAAGUAAGCUAUUAUUCUAAGUAAUAUGGAUCCUGUACUUUCAUGUAUUCAUAAUAGUUCAUCUUGCAGAAACGUCACAGCAUUCAGGGGAAAGAGAGAGAGAGAGAAAGACAGUGUAUGUGGUUUAUUGUUCCUUGAAAAUCCUUCGAAAUUCAAGGAACGGUGUUCCUCAUAGUUUGCAAAAAAUUGAGAAUCUGCUUUCUAUGUAUGUAAUGUAAUAAUCGUCCAUUCCAUUUGUCGAUUCGAACUCUCUACCAAAAAUUAAACCCGAGAAACGGGUUCGAGUUAUCGCGUAAACUUGCGUAACUUGCAAGUUUUGUCACGAAAAGACAUAUGACUGCCUCAAGAAAUAAGUCCUCCUUAUUCCGUCAAAGCGCUAUUUUUCGACUGUAAUUUCUUUAUAGACAAGACUAAUUUUUCUUUAUUAUCGUCCAAUUGCAGCUUAAGGGAAGAUGCUAAAUAAAACGAUCCUUUCCCGCGCGCGUAUAAGGUGUCCCGAAAAUCGUUUAAAUGAGAAAAAUGAAUUUUUUUUUAGAUUUAUUUUUAAAUUAAUAAAAAAAUCAUUAUAUUUUCUUCUUUUUUUAUUUUGAUCAUCAGUAUUAAUUUUUUCAAAGAAAUAAUAUUGGACAAGAAAAAGAUUUAUAUAUGUGUAUAUUCUAAAUUUUCAUUUUUUCUUUUUUGCAAAAUAAUGUUGAUUCUAUAAAUGAUUUUUGGAACACUCUAAUCGCAAUAAAGAGAGAGUAAAAAAAACACGCGGGUUUGGCAGUACAAAUUAGUAGAAAUCGGUAUAUAGCGUACCGUGUAUUAUGCCAGACCGUCUACGAAGUUUGCAAAUAAUUAUAAAGUAACAUGCAAAAAAGCACAAAAAAAGAGAAAACGAAAAAGAGCCAAGUCUGACUAAAAAAGUGUUCGAUAAAAACGAAGACGUAUGUAAGAAGUAAUUAAAUUGUUUAUGCUCGAAAUAUAGGAACUAUUGCAUCUCGUGCGUGUAGAGGCAAUCGCGUGCGUGUUUGUGCUUGUUUGUAUGCGUGUUUUACUACCUUUCCCCCUCCGUGUAUGUAUUAUACCGUAAAAAAAGUAUUGCAUAAGAUUAAUUUUGAUAUCGUCGUAGCGUUUAAGAAGCGUCCGCCUUAUUUUGUACAUUGACACAAAAUGUAAAAAACGAGUUUCCUCGAUUAUUAUAUUUGUGUAUUAUUAUAUUUAUAAUAUUAUUAUUAUUCCAUUAUAUAUAUGAGAUAAUUAUCAUCGCAUCAGUAAACUAUUUGUUACGAAGUUUGAUCGAGCUAGCUUGUUUGCAGCGAGACGCGAUGUACUGCCAAAAAAACGAAAAAAAAAUCACUUAAAGUGCAUAAAUAUACUGAAGGUUUAUAAACUUUUA
Molecule: messenger RNA, 6264 nt
Organism: Cataglyphis hispanica
Lineage: Eukaryota; Metazoa; Arthropoda; Insecta; Hymenoptera; Formicidae
Gene: RhoGAP1A
Product: active breakpoint cluster region-related protein
Exons: 13
Coding region: 351-3635 (1094 amino acids)
Biological process (GO): intracellular signal transduction; positive regulation of GTPase activity
Cellular component (GO): membrane
Molecular function (GO): guanyl-nucleotide exchange factor activity; GTPase activator activity
Source: RefSeq, a predicted model, not a curated record